Messenger RNA from Chaetomium globosum CBS 148.51, 504 nucleotides. RefSeq lists its product as uncharacterized. Lineage: Eukaryota; Fungi; Ascomycota; Sordariomycetes; Sordariales; Chaetomiaceae. The transcript has 2 exons. The record is from RefSeq and is a predicted model, not a curated record. Bases 1 to 504 code for a protein of 167 amino acids.
AUGGCUGCCGCUCUCCGCGCUUGUUAUAAACCGAAUUCCAUCAUGCCUGGCCGAAAGCGCAAAUCCGCACCGGCAGCCGAAGAGCCUUCCGCAGCUGCCGACGCGCCCGCCACUCGUCGUCGAUCACUACGCGUCAGCUCGACAGGACAAAAGAGCAAGUAUUUUGAGGCGGGGUCGGAAUCUGAUGCCGACCAGGAUGGGAACACCCUAGGAAACGGGCGUGGAAAGGGUAGGCUCUCCAAGAAAGUUAGGGUUGAGGUCGAAUCCGACGGGAACGAAGACGACUACAAGGAGGAAGAGGACGACGACGAUGAUGAGGACGGAACAGCCGGGACAUCCGGGGCAGUAAACCGGGAUGCCGAGGAAAGCGACGAAGAGUUUGAUGAAGAUGCCCCACCAAAAGUAACCUUCAUCCCGCACAUCAAACUGCGCGACACCAACGGCAUCGAGUACGAGGACCACACAGUGCACCCCAACACACUCGCCUUUCCUCCGCGACCUUAA